Messenger RNA from Vicia villosa (hairy vetch), 1160 nucleotides. RefSeq lists its product as uncharacterized. The coding region runs from base 173 to 1009 and encodes 278 amino acids. The record is from RefSeq and is a predicted model, not a curated record. NCBI's taxonomy places the organism in Eukaryota, Viridiplantae, Streptophyta, Magnoliopsida, Fabales, Fabaceae. The transcript is spliced from 5 exons.
GAACUGCGCAAGCAAUAGGUUCUUUUCUUCCCCUAUAUUAUCCACGUACAGAGAAAAACAAGCCUUUUUUCAUUCAUCAUUCUCUCUCUUCUAUGGAACCAAACAAAUUCUGAGCAGAACAUAACUCAGUACCUUAACGUAACAUGUUUUCUGGUUGACUUUGAUUGGGACGAUGAUGUUGUUGCAACAAUCAACCUUCUGUGUUACUACUUCCACCCAAUUUACCUCCCUUGUCAGCCAAAGGAACCCACUUCGUCUUCUCCAACAGGUGGGUUCCUUUCGUUUUCCCAGAAAGGUUAAAGCUUCUACCUUUAUAGUUUCUGCUUCUCUUGGUGCUGGUUUUUUCAAUGACAUCGCUCAAAUUGCGCAGAACAAGGUUCUGGUUGCAGCUGGAGUUUCAAUGGCAAUUGGGCAAUUUUCUAAGCCAUUUACUUCUGUGUUUCUGUACGGCAAAGAGUUUGAUGUCAAGGCUCUUAUUCAAGCUGGAGGUUUCCCUUCAUCACACUCUUCUGCAACAGUGGCUUGUGCAACACUCCUUGGCCUUGAGAGAGGCCUCUCAGAUCCUAUUUUUGGUCUUGCACUUGUCUAUGCUGGCCUAGUUAUGUAUGAUGCUCAGGGUGUAAGAAGAGAAGUAGGGAUUCAUGCUAGGACAAUGAACAGACUACUUCUCCACAUGCAUUCCAAACAUAAAGAUGCUUUGAUCAACUCUCAAUCUGGUUCAUCCAAUCCACCAAAACUUGAAGAAACUCAUGAAAAGUCCCAUUUGUCCCAAGAAACCACUUCUUUGGAAGCACAGCAUGUCAAUGCAUGUGUAUUAGUUAAAUCAGAAGGCAAAAUAAGGCCAAGUGAUGAGGAGUUACUAUCCUCUGGCUUCUCAGAAGAAAUAUCAAAUUUGGUUGAUGAUGGCUUACUACCAUUUAAAGAAUCUAUUGGUCAUACUGAUGUUGAAGUCAUAGCUGGUGGUUUACUUGGAUUUUUGGUGGGUUUGGCUGUGUUUAAUUUAAAGUAAAGUCUUUAGUUUUUGAUGAGUUAUUUUAUAACGAUAUAGCUUAAUUUGAAUAGGUUAUAGAUAUGAAAGUAAAAAGAGAGUUCAGGUCGGUUAUAGCUGGAUUUAUGAUUGGAUUCUUUGAACAAAUAUUAUGUGUAUCAUAAAAUAUUUA